GUUAAAUUCAGACGGGAGAGUUUAAUUUUGGCUACUCUGGAAUGAUUGUACUUCUUGCGUCAGUUUGGAUCGAUUUAUAAAUUUAUUUUACCAGCAUAAAAUAGCCCAAACAAUCGAAAUUAUGUUUUUAUUCUUUUGACUUCAUGGCCUGAAUCAAGGCUCAAGCUCUCAUCAUGAGUUAUAACAUCAUGUCGUCAUGACUCAAAAAGGCAUAACCCUAGUAUGAGUAUUAGUAUUAUUUAAUUAUUAGUAUUAAGUAAUUUAGAAGCUAGAUAGUAGUGGUAGGUACGGUAGCAUUACAAUUACGACACUUAAUUACUAAUUAUGCUUACUUACAGUCAAGUUAUUAGUACUUACUAUAUCAUGUUUAAUACUAAAAGUAAUAACUAAGAACUACUGAAACUAAGUUUGGAACUUGAAUUAGACACCAAAUUGAAAACAAUGUCAAUAUUACUAACGAAUUAGUCAGUUGAUCUUAAAUGUUUAGUCUUCUCUCCCAUUCAGUGUAAGUUAACCUAGGAAGGCCAGUGCUUGGUCAGCUUGAACUGUAAUAUUGCCCAUUCACAUUCCAUUAGCCUAAUUAAAUUAGAGUAUAAUUACUUGAAAGCAGAAUAAAAUAAUGCUUGAACUUGAAGCUGAGUUAUGAAAGAAUACAAUGAAACAUUUUAUUUGGAGUCUAACUUACUCUACACUUUUUUUAAAUUUUAUAAACUUUUUCUUGCAACGAAUUUCAAAAAUACUUAAUAAUAUCAUAUUAUUAAUUUUAAUAAAGUUAAGUUCAAGUAUAAGAACCAACGCUGGUAGCCUACAAUUUAUAAAAUGCCACAUCUCCCAUUUCCCCAUUAAAAAUAAAAAAUGAUUGAACAAAAAAAAUAUGGUAAGCUAAUUUAUUACAAAAUAACAGAUAUUUGUUAUUAUAAGUAUUUUUUUACAGAAGGUAAAGAUGUAGUUGACAAGUUGAUUUGUCAUACUGGUUUGGAAUAAAUAUAUCUAAGACCUUAUUUUUAACAUGAGAAGGAUAAAAUAUGAUGUUAGAUGCCUUUUCCCAAAUUAAAAUGGAUAAUUAAGGCAGUUUUUUUUAAAAACCUGUAGUGAUAAGAACUUUGAAAAUAUUUACAUAAUUUAUUAUCUUCUGGAAAUUCUUUUAAUUGUUACCCUGAGAGAUACCCAGAAUGUCAAGAAUGUUUAUAGCAUGGAGUAGCAAAAACGUUUUUAUUUUAUAACAGUAUCAAUAGUUUUCAUCCCUUUAAUAUUAGAUAAGACUUAUCGAGAAUUCACAUUGACAGCUGGGUGACAUCUUCGGCGUUAGUUAAGACAUACCUAUUUGAGGGGCAUUGAGAUUAAGUCAUUGGAGAAAAGUUUUGGCUGUCUCUGGUUCAAAUCUUUGCAACACCAAGUUUAACAUCUCUUCACCUGUGCUUGAGAUAAGCCUGUUGCCCGAGUAGCUGAUCAGAGCAAAAAUAGCUGGCAAAAAUAGCUGGCAAAAAUAGGAAAUUAUUGGCCAUAUUGCCACAAAGCAUCCAAAAUAGUGUGAUCAACUAAACAGUGUUAAAAUUAUAAUAUUACCUAUAGCUAGUCACCAGAUAAUUGUAAUAGCCCUUAAUUUGGGCCAAAUUCAAAUGCUUUUAUAAUGAUUAUUUCUGUCAUCUUACAGAUUUUUUUUCUGUAAACCAUAAGAUAACUGGUAUGAAUACAGAUAAUGGGACAUCAACAUAAUUAUAUUUCACUUAAAUGUGGUUUCUGUAUUCCCACUUCAGUGUUUGAAGUUUUCUAUUCAGUAUUGACCUCCUCAAAAAUAAUAGUUGCCCUUCUUCUAUCCCAUCUGGCUAUCUCUGCUGUAUGUUUGAAAUUUACCGUUGCAAAGGAAAAUAGCUAUAACUUAUAAGAGUUGUUUAGUUGGGCAAUUUUACUUAGUACUACCAAACUAGAACAUACUUUAUAUGGGUAUUAAUGCAUUCUUAUUUUUGUGAUCAUUCCAGCCUAGAACACAAUGGAGGUGUUGGUAAAGUUGAUGAUUGUCUCUGCCCUGUCUGUGCAAGUUUUACAAGCUGAUUCAGACAUUUGCACAACUACAUGUUCCCAAGGAACAAAAUGUAAGGAUGAUGGAUGCCUUCCAUGUCCACCAAAGUAAGCAGAUACUAGAUAAGCAGAUACUAGAUAAGCAGAUACUAGAUAAGCAGAUACUAGAUACACAUCAACUAAUGUCAUCUGAUCUUGAGUUUCUCUAUACUAAUUGCAUAAACCUAUGUCGUUAACUUACCACAGACGUACAUUAUACAUGUUUGGAUGUUUGAGAAAUAUUGAGAUGGGAUAAUUUAGUGAUUACACUGACUAAUGUUAGUUUUGCCAGAGAUUUGCAAACUCUGGUUUGAAAAAACAAUGGUUUGAAAGGAUAUAUACAGGAAAAAAACAAAUCCCUUCAUACAUGAUAACUUGAUGAUGAAAAAAUGAUUUGUUAAACAUCUAAGUUAAGUUAUAUGUAAACAUCACCCACCUGUACACCUACACGUAUGCAUGAACUAGCUGCUACAGCUACACAUCAUAGUCUAGCUGGUUCAGCUACACAUCAUAGUCUAGCUAGUUCAGCUUCACAUCAUCAUCUAGUUGCUUUAGCAGACCUGUUUACCCUCAAACUCUUAAAAUCGUACAAUAUCAUCACGAAUGCGUUCAAUACAUUAUUUUAAUAGUAAAAAAUAAAUACAGUAUAUCAAAUGUAUACACCUCAAAAUCGUACAUUGUACGCCAAAAUCAUAAGAGUAAACAGGUCUGCUUCAGCUACACAUGAUCAACUAGCUGCUUCAGCUACACAUCAUAGUCUAGCUGGUUUAGCCACACAUCAUCAUCUUGCUGGUUCAGCUAGAUUUUAACAUCACCUAGCUGUGCAGCUACACAUCAUCAACUGGCUAGUACAGCCACAUGUAAACGUCAACUAGCUGGUACAUUUUCUAGCAUACAUCAGGGUAGAUGGCACAGUACACAUUUGCACCUUAUGCAGCAAUUAGCUAGUAUUGAUAUCCUUCCUGUCAAAACCAAUCAGCUGGUACAGUUUCAUAAAUACAACAAAAAGCUUUCAUAAUUAAGUGUAGCUCAUAACAUAAAAGCAUGAGUAAGUAAAGGAACUAUGAAUACACUGUGCCAAAUAUAUAAUCAAGGAAUUACAUUUACCCAACUGUAUAUAUUUGUGGCACACUGUUCCAAAAAAAUUGCUCCUAUGAGCACAUUUUUAUGGCAUACUGUUCCAAGAACAUUGCUCAUGUGAGCACAUUUUCGUGGCAUAUUGUUCACUAUUGUUUAUUUCAAUAUCAUUUAAAUUGUUGCGAUGUUUUGGAUUGAAUUCAUUCCUAUCACUAUAUUAUGGUGUCCUUGUUUUCUUCUCCUGCAGUUCCUACCAAAAUAAGACAAGACACAGAGAAACCUUUUGUAAGCCGUGGACAAUGGUGACAGACUAUGGCUGGGUGAUCAAACGUAAUGGCUCAGCCAUCGAGGACAUCCAGUGGCGAUGUGGUGACCAGUACAAGAUGGUUGAGUACACUCCAGGGUCUUAUGAAUGUCGUGAUAUUAUAACCUCAACAACAACCGCCACAACAACCACAGCAGCAGCCCCGAAUAUAAGUGUGAGCACAGUUGGCUCGACACCUACAACGGCAACAACUGUUAAUGAUAAGACAAGUCCCUCAGGAGAUGACCUCACAUAUGUAUAUGUUAUUAUAAUUCCGAUUUUGUUAAUUUUGGCUAUUGCAGCUGUUUUAUAUGUGGUGCUCAAACGUAAGUUGUGUUUCUCCCACGUUCGGAGACGGGAAUUGACAAAAUUAGAGCAGAAUAAUGGUAAUAAUGAACUUAAUAAAGGUCUUUUAGCACUUGUGAAUGGACGUGAUGAAUUAGACACAGGCUAUAUUGCACCUGAACUUCGCCAGUUGUUUGAUAAGGUUAUCAAUAUCAUUGGGAUACGCGACUGUCAAGAAUUUCUAGAUGGGCUAAAUGACGCUCGUCUGCUCACAUCACCGGGCACUGUUAAGAAUCUAAAGGGUUUUUAUAUGGGCCAACUUUCACUUUGGGUCACAUUGAACCCAGAACUUAAUCAUGCACAUAGAGUUCGUGCUUCACUUGACAGCAUAGGAUAUAAACUGCCACCGGAACCUGAGGUGUUGCAGGACACAGCAGCAGACAUUACAGGGCAGAGAGAGGAAGACAUUACAAGCCAGGGAGCGGAAAACAUUACAAGGCUGAGAGAGGAAGACAUUGCAAGGCAGAGAAAGGAAGACAUUGCAAGGCAGAGAAAGGAAGACAUUGCAAGGCUGAUGAAAAGCCUGGAGAAAGCUGAGCGUUUAAACCGUGCCUUUGAAAGACUUUUAUUGUGUCUAGUGGAAGACUUGGGCACUGCUGAUGGAAAUUCUAUAUUGGCAAGUUUUGGUUUGACAAAGGACAUGGAAUUCAGGGAAGCAGAAGGAAAAGAUUUUAAAAAUAAUGUUUGUGCAGCUCUUCUUCAUUGGAGCUAUUCAUAUCCAUGCACAAAAUCAGAUGCUGGCAAUCAAUGGUUUCCUUUGGAUGAGUUGAAAAGUACUUUGGGACGUUAUAAAAGAAAUGACAUUUUAAAAGAAAUGAACGAUUCCGCAAAUGUUGACUACAAUGAUAGUACAUUAAGAGACUUAAUUAGAAAUUACUUCAACCCAGGAGAAGAUGAGACAGUUCUAUGACAACAGAUGUCAGCUGUAGCAGUUCUAUAACAACAGAUGUCAACUGUAGCAAUUCUUUGACAACAGAUGUCAACUGUAGCAGUUCUAUGACAACAGAUGUCAACGGUAGCAGUUCUAUGACAACAGAUGUCAACUGUAGCAGUUCUAUAACAAUGAGACCAUGACUUUAAUGUCAAAAAAUAACCAAUAAUGCAAUGAGACUAUGACUGUAAUGUCAACAAACAACCAAUGCUGCAAUGAGACUAUGACUCUAAUGUCAAAAAACAACCAAUACUGCAAUGAGACUAUGUAUAUAUAUGGCAUCCUUCCGUCCUCGUGAGACGAUGGAGUAGCUAUAUAGUUCUACACUUUGUCGAGUGGCUCACUAGGCCAAUCCUAGAAUGGCAAUCACGGCCGCAUCUCGCGAAGGAGAAGAUUGAGUCCCGGUAAAUUCUUGAUUUCCGAAUUGUUCUUUUUGAUUCAAAGGCCUCGUUUCGAGUAUCUUCUGCCUUUUUUACUCCUUCAAACACUGCUGUUCGCCAGUUGGAGCGAUGUUCGGCAAUGAGCUCCCACUCGUUUGUUUCAAUUAUUGGCUUCCCUCAUGCUUCGUUUGCAAACGUCAAUAAAUCUCAGGCGUGGCCGUCCAAUAUGUCUUGUCCCCUCUGCCAACUCUCCAUACAGCAGCAUCUUUGGGAUACGUCCUUUCUCCAUUCUCCGUACAUGACCUAACCAGCGAAGGCGUCUCUUGAUAAGAAAGGAGAAUAUGCUAAACAUGUGUGCACGUUCCAAAACCUCCACGUUAGGCACCUUGUCCUGCCAACGAAUGCGCAAAAUGCUACGCAAACAUCUUUGAUGGAAGCUGUUGAGUUUCUGCUCCUGACUGGUAUAUGUGGUCCACACUUCGCUACCAUAUAGCAGCUUAGCACGCAUGCCUGAUAGACACUUAUUUUUGUUUUAUUAGUUAGAUUGAGAUUAUUCCACACCCGCUUAUUCAGUUUAGUCAUAGUUGCUGCUGCUUUUGCAAUCCUGAU
Lymnaea stagnalis (great pond snail) is the source of this 5704-nucleotide messenger RNA. The record is from the annotation of a GenBank genome assembly. NCBI's taxonomy places the organism in Eukaryota, Metazoa, Mollusca, Gastropoda, Lymnaeidae.